GACACCACCAAAGAGCUAGGCUAGGAAACAAAUAUUAAAUGACUGUAUCAAACCCUAGCUUCUCUCCUCCUUCUCUUUUGCGCUAUUGUCCUCUUGUCUCUUCCUCUCUUGAUUUUGCCUGGUUCAUACUUUUUUCUUAGCAAAUUGAUAUUCUAUACUAAAUUCAUCUAAAUCACGAAAAGAAGGAUUCGAACUUGGGUGCAUAAAAGAAAACACACUGCUAUAUCUACUGAUUUUGAUUCAUAUUUAUAUAGUAAUACAAAACAAGAUAGUUAAUUGCUAGCUAGUAAGAACAAUACUUGUGGUGCAUGUUUGCUUGAUGAUUUAGCACAAGAAUAUCUUAUAUAUAAAUUUUCGAAGGGUUUUGAACAAGGCCAUAAAGUGGAUCGAAAGCAUGGGAAGAGGUCCUUUCCUGGUGAUGAACCAGAGGCGAAAGAGGAGGAUCAUCGAAUGAUCUUCGAGCCGUUUUGCUCAUCAGCUCGAUCUCAACAUGAGAUGUCUGCCAUGGUCUCAGCUCUAUCUCAAGUUCUUGGAAGCACUAACAACCAGACCCCAGCUGUUCAAGUGCCGAUGGAGCCACCAAUGAUUGCUCCCCAGUCCAGCGCCAUGGAGUCGCAUGAUGAUCAAUCUCCUCAACACGCUCGAGAUCAAGGGACUGCGAGGAGAAGGCACUAUAGAGGAGUGAGGCAGAGACCAUGGGGGAAGUGGGCGGCUGAGAUUCGUGACCCGAAGAAGGCAGCUCGGGUGUGGCUCGGCACCUUUGAAACCGACGAGGCAGCGGCACUUGCUUAUGAUGAAGCAGCUCUCAGGUUUAAAGGAAGCAAAGCUAAGCUCAACUUUCCCGAAAGAGUUCAAGGAAGAAUUACUGAAUUAGGUUCCCUCACUGCCACUAGUACUCAACAAAACUUGCCAGCUGGGACAUCUCAAGGAGUAAUUACUGACCACCAUCACCCUCUUUCUGAUUAUCAAUAUCAACUGCAGGCAUUCCCUAAUAAUGUUGUUACUCCUCCUCAUGAUCAAUAUGCACAAUAUUUUCGGAGUGGUCACGAGUGCAUAAGUUAUGAUUUACCAGCUACUCUUUAUGAAAGAGAGAUAUUUGCUAACCAGACAUCAGAAACUACUACAUCGUCAUCAUCUUUAUUACCUUUCUUACCAUCUCAUCAACAAGAAGAUCAACAACAUCCCUUAAGCUAUUCUAUGCCGGGGUUCGGGUCUUCUUCUUCUUCGAGUUCAAAUCCUCCUCCUAGGAAUAGGAACCGUCGACCUUGACAGGAGUACUUUAUUCAAGAGGACAGUACACAUCCAAGUUCCAAGUUCCCUGGGAGAUCAAUCGUGGGAGAAUAAAGAUAUAAUUAUAUCCUUCAAGUUUUGUGAUGUAUUUUUGUUUCUUUCUUUCUUGAAUUAGACUCUCUUUUGUCGACAAAGGUUUAAGAAGGUGAUCAAAAGUGUGUUGUUAAUUGAUGAUUGUUUUCGGUUUGCUUGA
Malus domestica (apple) is the source of this 1483-nucleotide messenger RNA. RefSeq names its product ethylene-responsive transcription factor ERF113. Gene Ontology annotation, molecular function: DNA-binding transcription factor activity; DNA binding. Gene Ontology annotation, biological process: regulation of DNA-templated transcription; ethylene-activated signaling pathway. The record is from RefSeq and is a predicted model, not a curated record. NCBI's taxonomy places the organism in Eukaryota, Viridiplantae, Streptophyta, Magnoliopsida, Rosales, Rosaceae.